UUCCACCAGAAGAUGGAAACAGUUUCUUCUCUUUGUUUUCACACUUCCAAUACCUGACUUCUACUGUUAUCCCAGAUUAUUCUAACGGCGUUUACAAUCCCCGUUACUCAACAAGCUGUUUCCCGUUACAUUAAACGGGCUGCCUACAGGACCGCAGAAUUGACUGCACCACUCAUCACCCAAUUAUAAGUUGAAAACUCCGAAGAAAAACACAUCAUUAUCAUCGUCCCCAUUUACUCUCUCUCUCAAAAAAAAUGUCUCAAUUCGGACGAAGAUUGAGAAAGUCCAUUUCCGUGAUAACAAAUUAAUGAUACCCUGGAAAAGAAUAUAAAUUGAUUGAUUGAUUGAUAAGAAGGUAUAUGAUGGAAUGUAAGAGAAUUGGAGAGGCUACUAUUAAGGAAGUGUCAGAUGAAAAUGAUAUGGUCGUACCAGCGACAACGCAAAAGAGUAAGAUAUCUGAUGGAGAUUUAAAACUUUCUCCUGCUAAUUCUGUUCAUUUGAAGGAGAAUUCUGCUUCGAAUGAACCAGCCGGGAUUACAAUGUCUUGCUGCUCGAAGUUCCUAGAUCUGGAUGAAAAAUAUGUGGAGGUUGCAGACAAUGAAGCUGAAUCCAGUAAACUGGAGCCACCAGAAAUGCCAGAAAAUGAGAAUUCCCCCCCUUUAACUUCACCAGAAAUGCCAGAAAAUGAGAAUUCUUCCCCUUUAUCUUCACCACAAAUGCCUGAAAAUGAGAAAUCUCCCCCUUUAACAUCACCAGAAAUGUCUGAAAUUGUGAAUUCUCCCCCUCGUUUGUUUCCGGAUGUAGAGCCGACUGAUGAAAUUGAAGAGUUUCUUGCAACAUUCGAGAGAGAAAUGCUUAGACGAUUUCGACAAAAGUACAACUUCGACUUUGAGAAGGAGGAACCAUUGGAAGGUCGUUAUGAGUGGGUCCAAUUCCAAACCUAUGGAAAUUGAAAUUCUAUAAGAUCCAGAAUUUGCCAAUAAUUUGUAGCGCUAGCUAGGCUAGGCUAGCAUGCUUGGAAUAACUAAAUAACCUAGUUUACUUUCUGGUAGUAGUUUAAUUAGUUCAAGUAAUGUUUACUUCUUAGGUGUUCAUGUCUUCGUUGUUGUUUCAGAUAGUGAACAAUCAGAUGUCACCAACAACUUUUUAUUAGCUGUAAUAACAGAGUAAAUAUCUCCUA
This is a messenger RNA of Capsicum annuum, 1180 nucleotides long. RefSeq names its product cyclin-dependent kinase inhibitor 7. Bases 360 to 953 code for a protein of 197 amino acids. Gene Ontology annotation, cellular component: nucleus. The record is from RefSeq and is a predicted model, not a curated record. The transcript is spliced from 4 exons. Gene Ontology annotation, molecular function: cyclin-dependent protein serine/threonine kinase inhibitor activity. NCBI's taxonomy places the organism in Eukaryota, Viridiplantae, Streptophyta, Magnoliopsida, Solanales, Solanaceae. Gene Ontology annotation, biological process: negative regulation of cyclin-dependent protein serine/threonine kinase activity.